AGCUCGGGGGAAAGACAACCCCCGGCCUGCAGCAGUAAGCAGUCAUCGACCACAGAGCAUAACUAGCAGGACGUUGCAAAUGACAUUCACAGUAUCCUGAGACGUAAACGAUUUCAUGGUGCUGAUACAACAUGGAAAACUUCAGAAGAGAGGUCAACUUACGACUCAUAAGGACAUCUUUGUAGAACCAGUCUCUUGCGAGAGAGUGGACAUAUUGAUUCCCACAUGGAGACCAAUUUUGUGGGUGUCUGGAUAGAAUUCUACUUGUACUUGCAGAUUGAAAAAUGAUGCCAUCUGCACAUGGACAAAAUAUCAUCAUGGAAAAGCAGAAAUCAGUGAAUAGUGUUGCUUCAGCACAGUUGGGUGGAGAAUCAAGUACCUUCAUCUGCACAGAGUGCGGUGAUGGGUUCAGUCAGUACUCUAAUGUGCUGGCCCACAUGGCCAUUCAUGGACCCUUGGAGUCAUUUUCCUUUGAUGGCUCAUCCAAUGGCUUUGAAGUCCCCCGAGAAUAUGUGCUACAAGAAAAUGGUACAUUGACAGUUGUGAAUGGCUUGGCACAAUCACAUUCUUCUGUGAAACCAGUAUCUCCAGGAGUCCUGCCAUCACAUUACAUACCCCCUAUUAAACCAGUGUCUCCUACUUUAAGGCCACAGCUUUCCCCUUACAGAGAUGUGUUCAGGCCAAGGCCAUCUGACUUGACUUUGGACAAGUCUCGUCAGGGUCAUUACCGUUGUGAAAUAUGUAGCAGAUCAUUCAACAGCCUACAGAGUUUACAUCGUCACCAGCAGUAUCGAAACACAGAGCGAGGUUACAAGUGUACUUUGUGCUGUAAGAUCUUUGAAGGUAGACAGGACCUUAAGGAACAUCUCCAGGACCAUGUUAAUGAAAGGUUUCACUGCUGUGAUCAUUGUGGUAAGCGAUUCCUUAAAGUGGAUGCACUAAAUGCUCAUCAAAAAGAGAACCACUUCUCCCCCAAAGCUACAGCUUUGCGUAAAUCAGAGAAUAAGCAGGAAAAAAAGUUUGAGAAAACAUAUCCUUGUAGGAAGUGCAAGUUUAAUUUUUUCUGGAUGUCAGAUUUUCAGACACAUUCACUGUACCAUUGCAAAGGAAAAGAGCCUGAUGCUACUUUUGCAUCUGAAAUCGAAACUGAAGUGAACUCUAAAAACUUACAUGUACCACUUGAAAACUGCCACAGAAAUGGCACAUCUAUUGAUCUCAAGAAUGGGGAUACUAAAAUCUUUAGGGAUACUAGUGGUAACAUUGAUACAGAAUACUCUUUCACACCAUACAGGUGUGGUUUAUGUGGGGAUCGUUUCCAAAAGUUAACGGCUCUAAAAGAGCAUCAUCUCACACAUCAAACUCAGGAGGAAAUAGAUCAGCUGAAUCAAGAAUCACAAAAGACCUUUAAGCGGAGAAUGCCACCUAAAGGCAGACGUAGAAGAGGAAGUAAUCCAAAUGGCAAGCUGCAUCCUUGCAAGCACUGUCAUCGUGUAUUUAAUCAUUCUAGUAGUUUAUCUCGGCAUAUGAGAUACCAUAAGGGUACUAUGCACACAUGUGUUUUUUGUGGUAGACAUUUUCCACAGCGCUGUGAUUUGAGAAGGCAUGUAGCGAUGUACCACAAAGUUGAAUUGGAAAAGAAACCAGGUUUGAAACACUUGUAUACAGCUCCACAAAAUGGACCUAUCCCCAAUCCUCUUAAUGGUGAGAAAAACCCAAGUUCUCCUGACGAGAAAACCAAGAGCUCCUCUGACAAUGAACAAACCACAUCACCAGAGCAGACUCCAAAGGGGAAACAAUCAGGAAAAGCAGGGCGAGUUAACUACAAGUGUCAGGAAUGUGGAAAGCGAUUUGGACUGUUAUGUGUGUACCAACGGCACUUGCGGUAUCACAAAAAGGAACCUAGUAGGUGCCCCCAAUGUCCAGCUCAAUUCAGGAAUUCUUCAUCCCUUGAGCUUCACCUUCAGAAUCACCCAAGCACUGGAGAAGCAGAUGAUGUUGGACAGACUUCUCACCGCAGUGGAACCAAUGGGAACCCUGUCUCAGAAAAGGGCAAUGCAGAGGACAUAGAGGAUGACUACAUGGACCAUACUCAAAAUGAUAAAGGAAAUUCUUCAGAGGUUAUUUAUGAAUGCACAGAGUGCACUGAGACAUUUUCAUGCUUGGAGACCUUUCUUCAGCACCAGACCUCUCAUGGCUCAGAAAACAACGGGUAACUAUCAUGUCAGACCUUUAGUCAUUGUUAUUGCCAACAAUCAAGCUCUCAGGAGUUGUUUUUGACUCUUUUGAAUGCAAAUAUUUGAAUAACUGUAUAGGUUACGGAUUGAUGUAAAAUUUGUUUGUAAUGGUUACUUUCCAUAACUACUUUUAUACACUUCCUCCGUCAUGAGGAGAAAUAUUCUGUUAAUUGGCGGAUUUUAAAUCAAUGGAAGCAAGAUGUAAGGCUUGGGUGAGAAGCAUACCAAAUGACUUUUGAAUUGAUCUCACAAUAAACUUCAAAAAAAUGGACUCAACUACAACAUAUGUCUGACAUGGGUAAAAUGCAAGUUUAAAUGUAGUAUUUUUCCACAGGCUAUGGUUGUAGUUAAUUGCAGUCCCACAUAGUGUUGACUAGCUAGGAUAAUUAUAUUGCUUUUUAUUGUAUUAUUUUUUUGUGGCUACUCAUGCUGUUAUUGUCAGUUGUAAUUGCUGCAUUUUUCAUGUCUUGCAAAUAUGUUUGAGAUUUUUUUUAAUAUAUCUUGUAUAUCUGCCUUUUUAAAGGAUAGCCUUGUCACUGAGUAGAUUUUUAAUUGUGCCAUUAAAAUGUACAGAGAAAUUGA
This is a messenger RNA of Seriola dumerili (greater amberjack), 2816 nucleotides long. RefSeq names its product zinc finger protein 729-like. Gene Ontology annotation, biological process: regulation of transcription by RNA polymerase II. The record is from RefSeq and is a predicted model, not a curated record. The coding region runs from base 285 to 2213 and encodes 642 amino acids. The transcript has 2 exons. Gene Ontology annotation, cellular component: nucleus. Gene Ontology annotation, molecular function: DNA-binding transcription factor activity, RNA polymerase II-specific; RNA polymerase II transcription regulatory region sequence-specific DNA binding. NCBI's taxonomy places the organism in Eukaryota, Metazoa, Chordata, Actinopteri, Carangiformes, Carangidae.